UAGAAGAAUAUAUAAAUGCUUAUCAUUGCAUAUGGAACUGUAUUUGGAAUCGAGAAGAGAACAAGGAACAUCAUGUCCAAAAUUCUAAUCUUCAUCGCAUUGGCUCUACUUGCUGUCAUUAGCUCAGUAACUGCCUUGCACCCGCCAUUUGUUCCUCACACAACUUAUUAUUGCAAUAACCAACCGUUCAAUAUUUACAGCAGCAUAUGCUGUAGUUCACAGGUGACAUCUAUAACUGGUUUUAAACGGCCUGCGUGUUGCGGAAAUGUAGCAUUUGACAGAGAUGCCAGUAUAUGUUGCGGUGGUACAGUCACUGCAAAAUCAGCAACAGUAAAUGGAUGUUGCGGUGCGACAGCUAUAGAUUUAUCCCUUAAAGACUGUUGUUCCGGUAAAGUGAUUGACAGACUAACAAAAAUAUGUUGUGGUGCAACAGAAACUGCUAGAACAUCAAUAUAUGAUGUUUGUUGCGGGACAGUUAAAAUGGAUAAGACCAAGAAUCUUUGCUGCGGUGGUGUUGUAAAAGCUAUAGCAACUACUUUUCCAACGGGAAAUAAUAUCGUACCAAGCACGUAUGCUUGUUGUGCAGAUGCAAUUUUCGAAACACGUACUCACUACUGUUUUUACGGACAAAUAUAUCCGCGAACCAAUAGGGUGCCAUGGUGGUAGAUGCCUCAAGAUGAUCACCUUCUCCCUCAUUGGUAAUUUACAUGAAGAAAUAAAUUUCAUUGGCAUGUAAGAAUUAA
Messenger RNA from Octopus sinensis (East Asian common octopus), 743 nucleotides. Its product is annotated as galaxin-2-like. Bases 16 to 666 code for a protein of 216 amino acids. The record is from RefSeq and is a predicted model, not a curated record. The transcript has 2 exons. NCBI's taxonomy places the organism in Eukaryota, Metazoa, Mollusca, Cephalopoda, Octopoda, Octopodidae.